CUUUUUCCCAUUUUCUCGCAAUUUUUCAUAGGAAUCAAAACAUUUUUUUCCCUUCUAAUGUUCCAUUCUUCCUCAAGAGUGUCAAGACCUAUAAACCAAAUACAACGAAUUCUAGUAAAGCAUUUCGUGAUUAUCCACAGACAUUCUAAACAUUACCACACUUUUGGUCCUAAAAAACCAACGACCAAACCCGACCAUGAAACUCCUCAAAAAACCACAAAAAACCGACGCAGAAAAUGGCCACCGAACCCUUUUGUCACAAAUUUGAAAGAAAUACAAGACCCAGAUGAAGCUUUGUCUCUUUUCCAUGAAUAUUACCAAAUGGGGUAUAAACAUGAUUAUCCCUCAUAUUCUUCUCUGAUUUACAAACUUGCAAAGUCUCGAAAUUUCGAAGCUGUUGAAACCCUUCUUGGCUAUUUGCAAAAUCUUAAUAUUCAUUGCCAGGAAACCCUUUUUAAUGCUUUGUUUGAAAGUUAUGGAAAAGCCCAUUUGAUUGAAAAAGCCAUUGAACUUUUCCAUAAAAUGCCUUCUUUUAAUUGUGUCCGCACGGUUCAAUCUUUGAACUCGGUUCUUAAUGCUCUUGUCGAUAACGAUAGGUUUUUUGAUGCAAAAGUGAUCUUUGAUAAGUCACCAAAGAUGGGUUUUCGCCCGAAUUCGACAACAUUCAAUGUAAUGAUCAAAGGGCUGCUUAAAAGGGAGGCGUUUGAUGAAGCUUGCUGUUUGUUUGAUGAAAUGCUUGAGAGAAACGUGGAACCCAGUGUUGUUACUUACAAUAGUUUUAUAGGGUUUUUGUGUAAAAAGGGUGAGAUGGAAAAUGCUGAAGGUUUAGUUGAAGACAUGGUUAAGAAAGGGAAGUAUCCAAAUGCUGUGACUUAUGCUUUGUUAAUGGAAGGUUUGUGUUCUCUAGGUAAAUACAAGGAAGCUAAAAAACUGAUGUUUGAUAUGGAAUAUAAAGGUUGUAAAACAAAAGUUAUUAACUUUGGGGUUUUGAUGACCUAUCUUGGAAAGAGAGGGGAGAUUGAGGAAGCUAAAUCAUUGCUUCGUGAAAUGAAGAAAAGGCGGUUUAAGCCCGAUGUUGUGAUUUACAAUAUAUUGGUGAAUUAUCUUUGCAAGGAAGGUAGAGUUGGAGAGGCCUAUAAAGUUUUGAUUGAAAUGCAGGUUAAAGGUUGUGAACCUAAUGCUGCUACAUAUAGGAUGAUGGUUGAUGGGUUCUGUAUGGUUGGGGAUUUGGAAGGAGCUUUGAAGGUUUUGAAUGUGAUGUUCACAAGUGGACAUUGUCCGCGGUUGGAAACAUUAUGUCAGUUGGUUGCCGGGCUAUUGAAGUGUGGGAAGAUUGAUGGUGCUUGCUUUGUUUUGGAGGAGAUGGAGAAGAGAAAGAUGAGCUUUGAUUUGGAGGAUUGGGGAGCUUUGGUUAGGGAUGCUUGUGGUGGAGAUGAUACUAAUGACCUCCAAACUCAACUUAUCUUGGUCGCUAGUGAUUAGUUAACUAGUAGAUUUUCCGUGCUUCUGUUGUUGCACUCAAAUUUUCCCUGUCAACCCCUGAUAAUCAUUGUUUGAAAUUCUUAGUUUACGGGGAUCUUAAUUCAGGUUCCAAGAAAUGUAUUGUUUGACUUCUAGUACUUGUAAAUGCAUAAUAGUAAGAAAAAAUCUUUCAUCUUUCCUCUUUA
Molecule: messenger RNA, 1667 nt
Organism: Theobroma cacao (cacao)
Lineage: Eukaryota; Viridiplantae; Streptophyta; Magnoliopsida; Malvales; Malvaceae
Product: Tetratricopeptide repeat (TPR)-like superfamily protein
Molecular function (GO): protein binding
Source: RefSeq, a predicted model, not a curated record